CGAACAAGGGAGAUCUAUAAAAGCGCAGGCAGCAGAAGGCGAGAGGUAGUGUUAGAGGAGUGUCGUGGAGAGAGGUGUAGAUAAAUAACGGGAGCACGAGUUUGGUUUUUCCUCGGUUGACUGUUAUUGUGCGUGCGAUUUUGGAGAGAAGCUUGAACGAGAUCGAGGGUGCACGAAGAGAAACGGAAGAGAGUAAACGGGACGAGCACGAUCGAGAACAUACGGAGAACCCGAAACGUAACAAGCUCGAGUGCACGUCCACGUCGUAACGUAACGAGAUAGGACUUCGCUUAGCGAGGUCCAUCUCCGGGAGACGAUCAGCUCGACGCGGUCGGCGCGUGUAUCGCACCCUGGGACCUGGCGCUCGCCAGAGAUCCGUGCCUACGGCGAGGUCCCCGAAGCCCAAACAACUCGCGUCCGCCAUCUUGCGAUAGAGAGAAGUGUCGGCGAGCGAGGGGAACGCGCGUUCUCCGCGUCGGAGAAUAGGCCGCGCGAGAGCAACGGGAAGGAGGCAGAAGGAAAGAGACGCUAAGGUGGCGAACGGUCGCCGGAUGUGGUCGAAUUUGCGAGGAACGCGCACUGGGAGGACCGCGAGAGAAGAGGAACUCGAAGCGAGGUAGCAUUGCGCUAACAGGUAUUCGGAGUGCCCCGCCGCAUAUUAUUCCUUCGUAUCGUCAUCACCAUCGUCGUCGUCGUCGUCGUCGUCCUCGUCUCCAUCAUUGCUCUACUCUGGGGACUGUGAUUAUUGCGCAGUUGGAAAAAUUGCCGAGCACUGACGCCGAGGAACGUGGGAUAUCGCCUCCGAGAGGCAACCCGCGAAAAUUACCGACCGACGAAUCUGGUCGGUCUCGUGAGUGACGAGGAUACGAAGACGGGGAGAGAAAGACAAACAUCCGAGCCAUGACGAAUUCCGCGCCCAAGUUAGACAACGCCAAGGUGGACCGACAGGCCUCGCCGAAGGUCGGGUAUCAAUCCCAGCACAAUCAUCACCAUCAGCACCAUCGUUCCAACAGUAAGUCAUCGCCGUUCCUCUACAAGAACGGCCGCCACGCCGCCAGAAACACCAAAGACGGCCGGCAGAGCUGCAGCCCGUAUAGUUCGUCAUCGAAAAGUCCGAGGAAUUCGCCGCAACAACAGCAGCAACGCUAUGAGCAGCGCAGUCCAAGCAGCAGCCCGACCAACAACAGCUUCUACGCGGGUGCCAAGUUCUCGGAAACGCCAUCGCCCGCGAGCGUACCCAAACCGCCGAGCCGUUGGACGAGCACGGUAACUGGACUGAUGGACAGCUGUCACCAAUCGAACAGCACGAACGAAUACACGAGGCAACUGCGUAUAAUGCUAAACGUCCAGGCCUGAUACCCAAAAACCAACAACACGUCCACCACCAUCGUUCGAGAAAGGAAGCGGCCGUCAGCAGCUCCUAGAGAAUCAGGUACGAUAGGGAAUUAUCAUCGAUAAAGUCAUCGGCCAAGAAGAGUAAUUAUAGCGGGAAUAAUUAUAAUAACGAUGAUUACGAUGGUUGAUAAUGGUGACACCGUGUGCAGGCCGUACACACGGGUUUUCGAUUUUAUCUCGCGAGUGGAUAUCGUAAUCCGUUCUUUACGCUAAGAUAUACAUCCAGCAUACAGACUUUAACCGUAGACUAUAUACACGGCCGAUUACGCGGUGCAUCGGUACGUUCCGAUGUCGCGAUCGAUGUGUGUGCGCGCGCGCGCGCACGAGAGAGAUACAUGCAUUAUAUAUGUAUAUUGCGUUCUCUGGAACUCUCAUCACGCGCCAUUAUACGCUGUGACAAAAAUGUAAGUAAUAUACUGUGUAUUUUAGAUUAUCGUAUACCGCUAAACUUUCAACAAAAACACAAGGAGAGCCCUACGUACGUACAUACAUAUAUUAUAUAUACAUCAUCGGAACACACAAAAAGAGAAAGUACAUCCUGUCUGACGAACUGUACGACAAGCGCGGACGAGCGAAGUUGCGCUUCGCGAUUCUGUCACGAGAUGUGCUUCAAUAUCGACGCGUUGAUAAACAAGGAAAAAAUAUCUGAUAACUUUUUGCGACAACUCUUUUCAAAGCAUCUUUGAAAGCCUGCGUUUCGCAUUGCUCUUAAGACACCAGGUAUUUCCGUGCGCGUUUUUAUCUCGUCAAACUCCAAUAGUCCUAGUAAUACAAUAUUGGAGACGUCGCGGCGCGUACAAUUUGCUGCUCCGUAGCACGGAAAUGCUGGACAAAUAAUUAUUCGUUUAACAACCGCCCGACUAAUGAUCGUUAUCAGUAUACUUCUUUACUAACAAUUUCUUUAUCACUUUGAUUACAAAUGAAUUUCAAGUAGCCCUUUUUAGUUUCAGUUUAUUUUUCUUUUUUGUUUUUUUUUGUUGGGGAUAUUUUUAUUUUCUUGCUAUUCUGCUAUAUUGUUCUACGUGAAAUAAGUAUAAGAUAUAAGUUUUGAGUUUCAUAGUACACGUUAACAGAGUGUGAGUUAAAUCAACGACAUAGACAGAAGGGAUUGGUAUAACAGAAGAAAUCUGAAUGAUAGAUAAAGACUCAUGAAUGAUUAUGAAUGAAUGCUUCGAUUGUAUGAAUGUGUUUUGGAUAUAAUAUAAUAAUCAUUACGACAUCGUGCAUCAAUUUCCAAAUUUUGAUCACAUUUUUCGUACUCGAUUCUCGGCAUAUUUCAAUAAAAUCAUUAAUAAAUUGCACAUAAAUUUAAAGUUUAUUUUUAUCAUAGUAAAGAAGAGUGAUGGAAACUGAAUUUCCAUAGAAAUGAACAGAGAAAGCGAGAUAAGAAAUAUUGUCAGAUUCAAUCGUUAUAUAAACAAAACUUCUUAUUCGUAAUCAAUUUAUAACAUCUGUUAUAAAUCGUUCUUAAUGUAAUACUAUUAAUGUGAUUGUCGUGAUCGUUCUAUUGCGUUUGAAAAAUUUCAAUAUUAACAAAUACUAUUUAGAUAUGAAGGAUAUAAAAGAAGAGAUUUUUAAGGAGAAAGAGAAUAUUAGUGUCGUCAUUAUCUAAUAACUUUGGUUAACUAACGUUUGAUAAAAUGAUUGUCUGUCUUAAGUCGUAAUCAUAACUAUAACAGAGAAAUAGGACUUGAUAACAACAGUUAAGAAAUAAUAUUGUGUCCCUAUCAACGAGAUGGAAAUUCACAAAUAGAUAAAAGCAGGAAUGAGGUUUAACGAUAACAACAGUUAAGAAAUGGAUGAAUAGCAACAGUUAAGAAGUAGAUAAGUUAAGGACUUGAUAACAACAAUUAAGAAAUAAUACUAUGUUCCUAUCAACGAGAUGGAAAUUCACAAAUAGAUAAAAGCAGAAGUAAGGUUUAACAAUAACCAACAUUGACUCAACCCGUCCUUAAAACGUUCUUUGUGCAAGUUUACGGAAAGUUCUAUUAUGCUAACAGGUUUAGGACGAGUAGGACGAUGCACUAAAGCUUUUCGUUGUUCUUAAUAUUUUAUGGGCGCAAUUGUCAUAUCAAACUCGCAUCAUUUCUAUCUAUAUUAGACAAGUAAAUGGAUAAUACAGUAAUGGAUAAUACAGUAACGAUAAUAAUAAUAUAAGAAUAAAUAAUUAACAAUGAUAGUAGUAAGAUAAGGCCUUAACGAUACAAUAGCGUGGAGAAUACGAUCGAGAGUUAAGUUUUUAAAA
Messenger RNA from Camponotus floridanus (Florida carpenter ant), 3640 nucleotides. Its product is annotated as proline-rich nuclear receptor coactivator 2 B. The transcript has 2 exons. The coding region runs from base 901 to 1356 and encodes 151 amino acids. Lineage: Eukaryota; Metazoa; Arthropoda; Insecta; Hymenoptera; Formicidae. Gene Ontology annotation, cellular component: nucleus. The record is from RefSeq and is a predicted model, not a curated record.